Messenger RNA from Heterobilharzia americana, 3470 nucleotides. Lineage: Eukaryota; Metazoa; Platyhelminthes; Trematoda; Strigeidida; Schistosomatidae. The record is from the annotation of a GenBank genome assembly.
GGGAUUAUUUGUUUUUCUUAGAGGCGGUUCUUACAAAUUCAUAUCUCUAGUUAUCGUUGGUGGUAAUUUUCUGUCACUCAUAAACAGUUUGUCGAUCUUUUCACAGCUUUCACUCAUGACGAAACACCAAAGCGUUUACAGAAGACGUACUCUCUCACUUGCAGAUGUUCCAGAUUGUCGCAAAAGUAGUCCUGCAAAUGCAACUGAAAAUCAUGAGAUCGAUUUUUCCAAAGCAUUCCAUCGUAAUAUGGUACGCUGCCCUUCGUUUGCUCUUCUCGACAUCAGUCAGAACUCGUCAAAUGAAUUGGCCUGCCUUAAACUUCAAAAUACACUGAAAAAUUCAAACUCUCAGUUGAAAAGUGUUUGUGAACCCAACAAACUUCACACUUCACUGAAGUCUGAUUCAAAUUCUCAAACAGCAUCAAGUUCACUUACAUCUAGUCUCUCAUUUUUUGAGCCGUAUCCCGCUGAUGAAUUGCCUGAUGUUAUACAGCCAUUUAAUGAGCAUAAUAUUCAGUUGAGUUCUACAAAUUUGUCGCAAUUAAACUUUAUGGAUUACUUAUUACCUUCAUCUUUAUUAUCUUCAUCUCUGGUCAAACUGUAUUUAUCCAAGGUUACCACAGGCUCAUCUUUGAAGUCAGUGACAAGUUAUCUUGGUCCCGAUAAUGAAGAAGCCAAGUUUCAUCAUACUGACUCUCAAAAUCUUGUCGGUAUACCCGGAUGUCUUCAGAUUGCAUCGCAUUCAUUGGUCUCUAUGGUUAUGCCUAUAAAAAAUGUUGAGAUUUAUUCAAACAGAAACACAAAGAAAAGGUUAAGUUUAUAUUCAUCCAACGGAAGCCUAAAACUUCCCCAAUUUAUGUUGCAUAGUUGUGACAAGGAUAUGCUUCGCGAGGUCAAUUAUUCAAGCAGUACUGAGUCUUCAAAUACUGCAGAAGACACAUCCAACUUCUCAAGUGGUUACUACUCAGAUAAUUAUUUUAGAGGAGAAAAGAAGUGUGAUAAUAGUGGAGGACGUCUGGAAAUGAAAUUUCAUCAUCCAUCUCAUCGAAUCCCUUUGUUUUCAGGUACACGAACCGCUAGCUGUGUAUACAUAGCUAGCGAAGGUGUCUCUGUUAUCGUUGAGAUGUUCCCUUGAUAUUUUGUAUCUACUUCUGGCGGUGUUGUGGUAUUAUCCUCAGGUCAUUCUGCAUUCUUUGUUGUGAGAGAAAGAAAGAAGAACAGCAAAUCUCCAUCAUUCUCUUGUUUGAUGAAGAUUGUGCUAAAGUCUUAGAUUUUAUGAAGGCUAUCAAUGUUGAGACCCAUGUGAUUGAGAGUGGUUUUUUAACCCUUUCAAUCACAUUUGUUGACGAAUUUUUGCUGUGAUUUUGCUGAAUUUGGCAACGGAUUGUGAACAAAGUGACAACUCAAAUGUGUAACGAGUUACCCAUAAAAAACGUGGGUUUAUGGGCUUAAUUUAUCGAAAGGAUCUCAAAAGAAUUUGCUUUUCAUUGCAUACGGAAACGGUAAGGCAUCAACGAUUAAGUUCAGGAUCAGUUUGUGGAGGGUUGAUGUCUUCAGAAAAACGAACUAUUACUGUGAAAAAUAUCUGAAAUAUUGUAUUGAUCCAAAAAAUCGUAAACAUUUCUAUUCUCUUGUCAAAAAGUGACGUUCAUUGAGUAAAGACAACAUCCUGACUGAGGAAUUUCAUUGGUAGUGGUUUACUCCAUGUGAAGUUAAAUUUUGUGGUUCAGGGGAAAAGAUGAAGAAAGAAUUUUAUAAAGCAUUGCAUAUUGUUUCAUUUCUAGGAUUAUUAUCUUAUUGCCAAUUUCAAUAUUUAAAUAUUACGAACAAUAAACUGUCUAGUUCUAUUUUGUUUGAAUCAAAAGCUAUAUAAGUAAUCCAUUGAAAACCACUGAAAGAAAUCAACUCCUUGUUGUAAAUCAAUGAAGUUGUUUUAGUAGCUCACAUGUCAGCCAAAACUAUAUUAAUAAGCUUAAGAAAAUAAAAAGGUUUCUUUAUGAUUAUUAUUAAUUCAUCACUUGGGAUUCAAGUAUAGUGAAAGGAUAUAUAACUUACGAUUGUUUCUACUCAUCAACCUGUUUUUAAAUCGGACUAGCAAUAUUUCUUUUUAGUUUUAUCUCUAAUUUUUACCUUUUAGAUGGGCACUUGAAAUCAAAUCCAGCAUACAUAAGCAAUGUCGAUCUUCACCAUCAUAUACGUCAUCGUAAAUUUGCCUUGACAAAUAUCUAUGCUGGCCUUAAUUCUAGUAAAGGCAAUGGGUCUUCUGGUUCUUCCAAUCCUACUCAAUCACACAGUAAUUAUGUAGGUGGGAAGUCGAAUUCCGCUACUACCAACUUUAAUCAAUCAAGUAUGACGUCUGUACAUGAACAUACUCGAAGUUGUGGGGCAUUGGAACGUUUAUGCAGUUUAUGGACAAAUUUAAAAUUGGAUAUAGCAGAAGAAGAGAAAUUCUAUUACAUGGAUGAAAGAUCACUAGAACGAAGGGUUCAUGCACAAGCAUCGAAUAUAAUUUCACCUGUAUCCUUCUAAAUAUUUUCCAAUGUCAUACUCUAUCUGCUGACUGCAGAUACUUGAGCAGAAAGUUGAUAUUUUUGUCAUAUAUCUUAAUUCCACUAUACUGUCUUCCGAAAUUUGACUUUGAUUUGGGAAAAACCGUCACAUUUAUUUUUAAUAUUAAAUCCUGUUAUUUCUGACAGAAUUUGUUUUAAACCCAUCUACUGUAAUUUGAGUAGAAGUGGAUUAUAUAUAUUAUAUCUUAUAGCCUAACACAUGUUGAAUUAAUAUAAUUUUUUGCACUUUCCCGUGAAUAUUAUUUUGAUAAUUUUGAUCUUUAUUUAAAGCAUGUUGAGAAUUCUCUUUCUGUUUCAUCUUAUAAAUGUGAUUCAACUUUUUGCUCUAUCAAUGUCCGCGUUUAUCUCCACACUAUCGACUGGAACUCAUUCUAUGUCCUUUUUCCUUCUAAUAGCUGUUCUAAUCUCAUAUAUAUGGUAACAAUUUUGUAGUGAUUCUCAGAAAUCUCCACUCGAAAUUUUCACCAUUCCCAUACUCCCUUCGUUUUUGUACUUAGAACAUAUUUAUAUUUGUGUAAAUUAUACAUUUGUAAAUAUAUGACAUAUGAAUGCUACGUUACCCUAAAUAUCAGAAGAUUGUAAAUUUCCGAUGUCUGCAAGUAUAUUGACCAUGUUCUUGGUUAAAAAUUAUCAAUGUUUUCUAAAUCCGUUUAACUCAGCUUUUAGCAUAUGUAUUUUAGUUUAAGCGUCUAAAGAGCUAGUGAAUAUGUAAUACUUAAAGUAAGUAAAUAAAAUGAAAUAUUUAUCCAAAAAUUGAUAUUCUGAAUAUCUGUUACAGUGAUGUUAAUGUGUGCUGAAAAUUGCUUGUAGAAAGUUCUCAAAGUAUUUAUAUAGAAAAUACUGAAAGGGUGUAUGUAGCUUAAUAUACGUAAACUUAAAAACCCUAAUUGAUCAUUUCGC